CAACCAAGUUGGAGGAGGAGAGAUGCACUGUGCACAUUUAAUAAAUAGCUAGUGCUGAGCCUCAGCCAGGUGUUGGGACAUUAAAAGAAAAGCGUACACCUGCAACUUCUUCCCAGUCUCCGAAGGAUACAGCCUCCACUCCAUCAUCACCCUCUAUCCUGAACACCAUGGGGAAGGGUGAAAAAUCAUCGCCGAGUUGCUUUGGCUAUCCAAUAAGUAUCUUCUUUAUUGUCGUCAAUGAAUUCUGCGAACGAUUCUCCUACUAUGGCAUGCGAGCGGUGCUGGUACUUUAUUUUAAAUACUUUCUACAAUGGGACAAUAACCUUGCCACUGUGAUUUAUCAUACCUUUGUUGCUGUGUGCUACCUGACCCCUAUUCUUGGUGCUAUCAUUGCUGACUCUUGGUUGGGAAAAUUCAAGACCAUCAUCUACCUGUCCGUUGUUUACGCUGUAGGCCAGGUCGUUAUGUCUGUAAGUGCCAUUCAUGAUCUAACUGAUGGGAACAGAGAUGGAACCCCAGACAACAUAACUGUUCACGUUGUAUUAUCAAUGCUUGGACUCAUCCUGAUUGCUUUUGGCACUGGAGGGAUUAAGCCCUGCGUGGCGGCCUUUGGAGGAGACCAGUUUGAGGAAAGCCAAGAUAAGCAGAGAAGUCGCUUCUUCUCCAUCUUCUAUUUGUCAAUUAAUGCUGGAAGUCUUUUGUCAACCAUUAUAACUCCUAUUCUCAGAGGACAAGAAUGUGGAAUCCACAGUCAGCAGAAGUGCUAUCCUUUAGCAUUUGGUGUGCCUGCUGCUCUCAUGGCGGUUGCUCUUGUUGUAUUUGUUGUUGGCAGUGGAAUGUACAAGAAAGUCUCUCCUCAGGGUAAUAUCAUGGUGAAAGUUUUCAAGUGUAUUUCUUUUGCCAUCAGUAAUAGAUUCAGAAACCGAAGCAGGUCAACACCUAAGAGGGAGCACUGGAUGGACUGGGCAAAGGAAAAGUAUGAUGAUCUUCUUAUUGCUCAGAUAAAGAUGGUAGUGAAGGUUUUAUUCCUGUACAUCCCUCUUCCAAUGUUCUGGGCUCUUUUUGAUCAACAGGGCUCAAGAUGGACUCUGCAAGCUACCACUAUGGAUGGAAACUUUGGGGCUUUGCAAAUUCAACCAGAUCAAAUGCAGACUAUCAAUGCAAUAUUGAUCCUUGUUCUCGUCCCCAUUGUUGAUGUUGUGGUUUAUCCUUUAAUAAAAAAAUGCAAGCUGAACUUCACCCCUCUAAAGAGGAUGACCGUGGGAAUGUUCUUUGCUGCCAUGGCUUUUGUUGCUGCUGCACUCGUGCAACUAUCAAUAGAUAAAACUCUUCCAACAUUUCCAACCAGCACUCAGAUACAAGUUAAAGUUAUAAAUUUGGGAACUCAAAAUUUGACUGUUAGUUUUAGAGAAACUCAAACUCCUACUCAAGCUCCUAGCUUCAUGUUUGUGGACCCACUACAGGCAGGUGACUACAAGACUCUCCAGUUGUCUAGUGAAAUGGAUGUGGGCUAUGGAAAUGGCACCAAGCCUUUAAGUUUUGCUAACUUACUAGGGGAGCAUAGAUACACCUAUAUCAUCUCAAAUCAAAAUGGAUUGUCCACAAACUGGGCUGAAGACGUAACCAGCAAACCAGAACAAGGAGGCAAUGCUAUAAGGUUUAUUAAUAAUCUUCAUGAAAGAAUCAACAUAACAGUGGGUGAAACAAGCAUUGGUGACAUUUCACCGUUCAGCUUUUCCAAUUACACUAUGCAAAAUUUGGGAAUAAAACAAAUAAACGUUAUUACCGAAAUCGGGAAUAGCUGCUCUGUGGACUCUAUAAAGUUUGGUUUUGGAAGCUCUUACACAAUAAUCAUUAAUGAAUGUACGCAAUCCACAACCCUAAAGUACAUUGAAGAUAUUCAACCCAACACAAUUCACAUGGCCCUUCAGAUUCCACAGUACUUCCUCAUUACUAUUGGGGAGGUAGUCUUCUCGGUUACUGGGCUGGAGUUUUCAUACUCUCAGGCUCCAUCCAACAUGAAAUCUGUGCUCCAGGCAGGAUGGCUACUAACAGUGGCUGUUGGUAAUAUUAUUGUCCUUAUUGUGGCUGGAGCUGCAGGUCUCGGUGAACAAUGGGCAGAGUAUGUACUCUUUGCUGCUCUGUUAGUGGCAGUAUGCAUCAUCUUUGCUGUUAUGGCCUAUUUCUACACAUAUGUUGAUCCUGCAGAAAUCGAAGCCCAGUUUGAUUCUGAUGGGAAAAAAAAGAAGGAGAAGGAAAAAGAAGCUUUAGGUUAUGAAAUUGGAGAUGGACCUCAGUCACAAACGAAAAUGUAAUUUGACUUUGCCCUUGUCUGGCUAUGUAAAUGUUGUACUCAUUCAGGACACUGGACAGAAGCCUAUGACACCCUUGGCAGAUGCUGCUCAAGAUUUGUUUACAGUAAGGAGAACUGAUGGAAGCUGCCCAAUCCUUUGUCAGUUGCUUUAAGAGAAACAACCUACUUCUGGAGAUUGAAAGGCUGCUGAACAUUAAACGCAAGUCGUGUUAUUCAAAUCAAGUGUUGAUUCAGAAAAUAUUUUUAGUAGGGCAGAACAAAGAUGAAGUGUACACAUCAGCCAAUCACAUUUCUGUUCACUGCUGUCAGAUAAACUAGAGAUUAUUUGUUAGUGGUUAUUGCUAUUUACACAUUCUGUUUCUUAAAGAAAAAAAAUAUAGUUUUUAUAUGUCACUUAUAGGAAAAAAGAAUCAGAUAUAAUAAAGAUACAAUAAAGAACCAUGUACAAUUGUUUUUGUCUUUGGCCAGCCGAUAGCUAAUUUUCUGUAUUACCAGCCUAUGUCCUUUAGUAUGAUUUUCUUAAAAAUUAUUUCUUAUUCUUAAAAGGAAGUCUGUUGUGUGUAAGUAAAAAAAAAAAAACUCCCAUUGUACAGUUUUAUGUCAAAUAUCUUCAUUUCAACAAGCUUAAAAAAAAACAUUGAUUUGUAAAAGUUAUGAUUAGAUUUCUACACUAACUUGUGUUUUAUGUUUAUUGCACCUUUAAAGUUCAUCAGUUGUAUGAAUUAUUUCAGAUAAACCUGUAAAAGAGAGA
Rana temporaria (common frog) is the source of this 3065-nucleotide messenger RNA. It is a transcript of the gene SLC15A1, whose product is annotated as solute carrier family 15 member 1. Gene Ontology annotation, biological process: oligopeptide transport; transmembrane transport. Lineage: Eukaryota; Metazoa; Chordata; Amphibia; Anura; Ranidae. Bases 168 to 2315 code for a protein of 715 amino acids. Gene Ontology annotation, molecular function: dipeptide transmembrane transporter activity. The transcript is spliced from 23 exons. Gene Ontology annotation, cellular component: membrane. The record is from RefSeq and is a predicted model, not a curated record.